CACAUUAACAACGGCAGAGGAACAGACUGACUUCUCCCUCUCCGGCUUCAUCACCAAACCAAGGCCCUGCGACCUGCCAUUGUUGAAGGCUUUUUUUCUUAUUUUAUUUGGAUUUCUUCUUCUUUGCCACCAUGUCGACGGCUGUGGAAGCGGUCGGGUUCAUCAUGUGCAUCAUCAGCUGGUUGAUCACCGGAUCAGCGCUGGCCAACGACUACUGGAAGAUCUCCACGGUGUCCGGCAGCGUCAUCAUCUCUCAGAGGCAGUUUGAGAACCUGUGGCAUGCCUGCGCCGAAAAUAGCGGCGGAAUCGCCGAGUGUCGAGACUUCGAGUCGCUGCUCGCCCUCCCCGCUCACAUCCAGGCGUGUCGCGCUCUGAUGAUCAUCUCUCUGAUGCUCGGACUCGGAGCGAUGGUCGUCGCUCUGCUCGGACUCAAGUGCAUCAAGAUCGGAUCGGCCACCGAACAAACCAAGGCCAAGAUGGCCGUCAUCGGGGGAAUCCUGAGUAUCCUCGGUGGUCUGUGCUGCAUGAUCGCAGCUUCGUGGUACGCCUCCAGAGUCGUGGAGGACUUCCAUGAUCCGUUCACCGGGGGCGUGAAGUUUGAGCUGAGCACCGGUCUCUACAUGGGGUGGGGGGGGUCGAGUCUCUCCAUCUUGGGCGGAGCUUUACUCUGCGCGGCCUGUAAGAGAGCCACACCUGCAGGAAAGAAAGGCGGCUAUUAUGGAACCAAGCCUCAGAAAGUCUACACGGCAACAGCCAAAUCUGAGCCAGAUUCUUCAGCCAGAGCAUACGUCUAAACAUACACAAACAUAAACACACACACACACACACACACACACACACACACACACACACACACACAC
This is a messenger RNA of Trematomus bernacchii (emerald rockcod), 860 nucleotides long. It is a transcript of the gene cldn15la, whose product is annotated as claudin 15-like a. Bases 132 to 794 code for a protein of 220 amino acids. Gene Ontology annotation, molecular function: structural molecule activity. The transcript is spliced from 5 exons. Gene Ontology annotation, biological process: cell adhesion; bicellular tight junction assembly. Lineage: Eukaryota; Metazoa; Chordata; Actinopteri; Perciformes; Nototheniidae. Gene Ontology annotation, cellular component: plasma membrane; bicellular tight junction. The record is from RefSeq and is a predicted model, not a curated record.